AAAGGCACGUCAGUUAGUGGGAGGUACUUUCUGAGUUGAGACUUGAUCCCUGGACUCCUCCCUCUGGAGCUAAACUGUAAAAAUGCCCAGAAAAUGAAAUAAUGUGAAAAUGUGUAUAUUUUAGAAAAAUGCUACUGUGUUAUAAAUAUUUUGUCAGAAUACAAGACCUUUGACAUAGUGAUUUUAAUACAAGAUGGCGGCGCCCACAGAAAUUUUGCUGGGAGUUUGAAUGGAAGCGGAUCAACAUCUAUAAAAAGUUUAUUCUAAUACUGACAUUAUUUGCACAUCAUGUUCCAGAAUUGGACGGCUUUGGGGCUGCGAUGGAGAAGUUCUGUGAGUCGAGUAGCACUUGCUACCGGAAGGUCCUUCACAGAUCCAGUAAGACAUUUCAGCACUACUACUACAGGGAAAAUUAGGAAGUCCAGUUCUGUUCUGCGAUUUUGGGAGCGGGUGCGCGAAGUUAGAUGGCAAGGAAUUGGACGUAUUCAGUGGUGCAGCAGGAAGAAUGGAUUGAUGCUGUUUUUUGUAGGACCGACUCUGGUGACUGUUGGAGUCAGACUCUAUAACAACAUUGCUUAUUGUCAGCUGGAUGUGAACAAUAACCAUCUGCAGUGGCCAUCAAAGAAAUCUGAAGAAAAAGAGCCCCAGUUUAAUUGGCCCGAGUUCUGGAAGUUCUUGCGACCCCAGCUGCUUCUCUUGCUGGCUGCUGUAGUUUUUGCUUUUGGUGCGGCACUGCUGAAUAUCCAGAUCCCUAUAAUGCUGGGAGAAUUAGUAAAUGUGGUGGCACGGUAUACAAGAGAACAUUCUGGGCAGUACCUCAAGGAUAUGAAAGAACCUGCUUUGAAGUUGCUCUCUUUUUAUGGAAUACAGGGCCUCCUGACCUGUGGCUAUAUUGUCCUUCUCUCCAGAGCUGGAGAACGAAUCGCUGCAGAUAUGAGAAAGUCUCUGUUCACCUCGCUGCUCCGGCAAGAUGUUGCUUUUUUCGAUGCUCAUAAAACUGGACAGCUCGUGAAUCGUUUAACAGCAGACAUUCAGGAAUUCAAAUCCUCUUUCAAGCUGGUUGUGUCACAGGGUUUGCGGAGCAUUACACAGACUGUUGGCUGUUUUGUUUCUCUCUACAUAAUCUCUCCUAAACUUACUGUCUUGAUGGUUGUGGUGAUGCCUGUCUUAGUUGGCACUGGUGCUUUGAUCGGCUCUUUUCUGAGGAGGCUGUCACGACGAGCGCAGGAACAGAUUGCUAAAGCGACAGGAGUGGCUGAUGAGGCACUGGGGAAUGUCCGAACAGUGAGAGCUUUUGCUAUGGAGGAUCGAGAAGCCGAACUUUAUUCUGAAGAGGUUGAUAAGUCCAGUCACAUAAGCGAGAGCCUAGGUGCUGGGAUUGCUCUUUUCCAGGGUCUCUCCAACUUUGCUCUAAACUGUAUUGUAUUGGGCACUAUAUUUGCAGGAGGUUCCUUGAUGGCUGGAGAUGAGUUAUCGGCUGGUGAUCUCAUGUCAUUUCUGGUAGCUUCUCAGACUGUGCAAAGGUCAAUGGCAAUGAUCUCUGUCCUGUUUGGACAGGUUGUCAGGGGACUCACAGCUGGAGCAAGAGUUUUUGAAUUUAUGCUGCUCGAACCCCAAAUACCACUAACUGGAGGCAUUAAGAUUCCUUAUUAUUCUUUGAUUGGUGAGGUUCACUUUCAAGACAUUACCUUCAGCUACCCAACAAGACCAGGUCAUGUGGUUCUGAAAAACUUCAACCUGUCACUUCCUCCUUCUAAGACAGUAGCCAUUGUUGGACAAUCUGGAAGCGGUAAGUCAACUGUGGCAGCCCUGCUCGAGCGUUUUUAUGACCCAUCCACUGGUGCUGUCUUCCUCGAUGGGCAUGAUAUCAGAACAUUAAAUCCAUCCUGGUUGAGAGGUCAUGUCAUUGGAUUUAUCAGCCAGGAACCAGUGUUGUUUGGCACCUCCAUCAUGGAGAACAUUCGUUUUGGCAAGCCCAGUGCUACUGAUGAAGAGGUUUUUACAGCUGCAAAGCAGUCCAAUGCUCAUGACUUCAUACAAAGCUUUCCGGAGGGCUACAGAACAGUGGUUGGAGAGCGGGGUGUAACCCUUUCAGGUGGUCAGAAGCAAAGAAUUGCCAUAGCACGAGCCCUCAUAAAGAACCCUAGCAUUCUAAUCCUGGAUGAAGCAACAAGUGCACUUGAUGCAGAAUCAGAGCGAGUGGUCCAGGAGGCCCUUGAUCGAGCAGCUUCAGGUCGAACAGUUCUAGUGAUAGCCCACAGGCUCAGCACAGUCCAAGGAGCAGACCUUAUUUGUGUGAUUGCAAAUGGGCAAGUCAAGGAGGCUGGAACACAUGUGGAAUUGCUUAAGAAGCGAGGUCUUUAUGCAGAGCUAAUCCAGAGACAGACAGCAGAGCACCAGAACUGAGAUAUCAGACACAUCUUCAGGAGAACUAUAUAGCAGCAUGACCAAGAGUCUGUCUGCAAGCUGACAGCUGGAGAUUUCAACUGAAAAUGGCCGAACACUGAGACGGACAAAGAUAAAUCACAGAACUAAAAGCCUUCAGUUUAACUCUACUUUUAAAAAGACAUGAAUACACUAUUUCACAGCAGGAAAAUAUUCUUUAGAUCUGAUGGAUAUUAAUUUUGCUGUGAGAUACUGAAUGUGUUAGGUUUAUUGCAACUCCAGGUUAGUUUUAAUAAAACAAUGAACUGCAACACAUUCUGGAAUAGAUUAAAACCCAAGUUUUGAAAUGUUUUUGUUACCUCUGUGUUGACCUGUUAAUAUGUCUUUUGUUCAAAGUCCCAUCUAAGCAAAUAUGACCUAAAACUCUGUAAUCUAAAUUGGAACUGGGGCUGUAUACAAAGGUGAUGCUAAAAAAACAAUAGAACACAAGGCCUUGCAGGGAUGUACAGACAGGUAGAAACAUUAACUAUGAAAGGAAAAAUAAAAGGGCAGAAACAUG
Molecule: messenger RNA, 2944 nt
Organism: Protopterus annectens (West African lungfish)
Lineage: Eukaryota; Metazoa; Chordata; Ceratodontiformes; Protopteridae
Gene: ABCB8
Product: ATP binding cassette subfamily B member 8
Exons: 16
Coding region: 289-2406 (705 amino acids)
Biological process (GO): transmembrane transport
Cellular component (GO): membrane
Molecular function (GO): ATP binding; ATP hydrolysis activity; ABC-type oligopeptide transporter activity
Source: RefSeq, a predicted model, not a curated record